Molecule: messenger RNA, 1084 nt
Organism: Pelagomonas calceolata
Lineage: Eukaryota; Pelagophyceae; Pelagomonadales; Pelagomonadaceae
Source: the annotation of a GenBank genome assembly
AUCUGCAGUAACGGCGGAGUCAAGGCGGAGGACUUGUGGCCGGCAGGCCAGCGGGCGCUUUGCAAGAUGCAGGAUAAGUUUCGGUUCUUCCACGUUCCCAAAGCAGGGUCAUCUUUUGCACCGCUGGUUUGGGCCAUGGCGUGCGAAGCUGGAAACAAAUCGUUGGACCUGCUGCUCAAGCCGGGAGGACUCACUAGGUUUCCCGCCGGAGUGCUCGGGCCGCGUUGUAAUGUGCGCUACCUCGGGGGCGGCUCGCGUGUCGAGCCCGACUACCAUCACGCAGCCCUUCGUGGCGACGAAGAGGUCGCCGCGGCCAUUGGUGUCUUCCGCGAGCCCGCGUCGCGUAUCGUGAGCGCAUAUCAUUAUGACUACCAUGUGCACCUCCCUACAUGGGACCAAGCGCCCAUAAAUCGCACGGCGUUGCUGGCGCUCCCCGAGGCGAACAGUACGCGUCUCCUUGCGUUCGCGCGCCUCCCGAUCGUGAGUAACACUGCGACCAAGAUGCUUAUUGGCUCACCUCCGGGCUCGAUACGGCGCAUCGUGGCCGCAGAUAUCACUCUAGCCCUGCGACGCGUCGCCGCUUUGCGCUUUGUCGCUAUCACGGAAUGUCUUCACGAGGCAGCCGACGUCCUCCGCGUGGCCAAACAUGACUGGGGCUUGGACAAUGUCUCGUUGCCACCACUCCGUUCAUUCCGUACAAACUCUCUUCUCGGUGCCAAUGACCGGCAACUCGAUAUCUUGGCUGUUACCGCUGAUCUGCUACGGCGGUGCAGCGUCCAUGACAUGGACGAAUAUGACGCAGAUGUUGAGAUUUACAAUGUCGCAGCCUGUCGUUUCCACAGGGCUCGCCACAUUGCUCACGUUGAGCCCCAGUCGCCGUUGUGCGCUGAGUCGGCGCGCACAUUCUCGCCGCAGUUCUGUCGUGCGAGACAUAUCUAAGAUGGAUAAAUCGUGUGCACACGAGGCGCAGCGUAUUCUAAAGGCUGUGGAGAGCAAUUAAAGUACAAGGAUUGCGGUUAAUGAAGCGCUGCAGAUCCCAGUUAAGCCAGGUAUGGGGCUAGUAUGAUUUAAAGUAACUCGGGUU